CACAGGAAGGCAUUAACCCCUCCAUGCCCGGCCGGGGGAGCUCUCUGGCUGCAGUGGCGCCAGCUCAGGGGCCGGUGACCUUCGAGGAGGUGGCUGUGUAUUUCACCAGGGAAGAGUGGGCUCUGGUAGACCCCACUCGGAGAGCCCUUUACAGAGACGUCAUGCAGGAGAACUAUGAGAAGGUGACCUUGCCGGGGUUUCCAGUUUCCAAACCCUCUGUGAUCUCCCAGCUGGAAGGAGGGGAAGAGCCGUGGGUCCUGGAUAUCCAGGAUUCAGAGGAAAGCAAGAUCCUGAGAAGUCCCUGGACAGGUGAGGAAACAUUAAACCAACCCAGAAACUCAGAUGAUGGGGUGGUGAGGGAGAGUGAGGAGCAGAAUCCUCACCAGGAAGAUGCUGAGCUUGCCGAAGUGCAAGGGGAAUUACUGCGAAGAUCCAAAGGGAGCGUGUCCAGCCCCCGUGAUUAGGG
Molecule: messenger RNA, 466 nt
Organism: Gopherus flavomarginatus (Mexican gopher tortoise)
Lineage: Eukaryota; Metazoa; Chordata; Testudines; Testudinidae
Product: zinc finger protein 707-like
Exons: 4
Coding region: 24-464 (146 amino acids)
Biological process (GO): regulation of DNA-templated transcription
Source: RefSeq, a predicted model, not a curated record